Molecule: messenger RNA, 2407 nt
Organism: Chaetomium fimeti
Lineage: Eukaryota; Fungi; Ascomycota; Sordariomycetes; Sordariales; Chaetomiaceae
Exons: 2
Coding region: 119-2167 (682 amino acids)
Biological process (GO): protein import into nucleus; ribosomal large subunit biogenesis
Source: RefSeq, a predicted model, not a curated record
ACACGGCAACGGGAUCAAAAAAAAAAAAAAAAGGAACCCCCACUAGAGGACUGUGACGGGAGUAUCAGAACUGCCUUCAGAACUAAGGUACCUGGUGUCUAACUACGAUAUUAAAAACAUGGGCAAAUCCCGCCGGAACAGAGCUCGGGGAAACCGCAGCGACCCGAUCGCGAAGCCUGUGAAACCACCAUCUGAUCCAGAGCUCGCCAAGCUCCGGGAGAGCAAGAUCUUGCCCGUGCUCAAAGACUUGCAAAGCCCAGAAGCCAAGUCCAGGACAGCAGCUGCCGGCGCCAUCGCCAACAUCGUACAAGAUACCAAGUGCAGGAAGCUACUCCUGCGGGAGCAGGUCGUUCACAUCGUUCUCACUGAGACGCUUACCGACAACAGCAUCGAUAGCCGGACCGCCGGUUGGGAGAUUCUCAAAGUGCUGGCCCAGGAGGAGGAGGCGGAUUUCUGUGUGCAUCUUUACAGGCUCGAUGUUCUCACAGCGAUCGAACAUGCUGCCAAAGCGAUCCUCGAAACGCUCACUGCAACGGAGCCCCCAUUUUCAAAGCUUCUGAAGGCUCAGCAACGGCUAGUAUGGGAUAUCACGAGUUCCCUACUCACACUUAUCGGCCUUCUGGCAUUGGCCCGGGAAGAGAUCCUGGAAGCCAUCGUCAAAAACCAGACGGUCCUGCGCCUCCUCUUCCGCCUGGCUUCCACCGACAUCGCCCCUCAGGAGAUGUUUGAGGAGGCCCUCUCAUGUCUCACAGCAUUGUCAGAGGACAGCCUCGAACUUGGCCAAGCCAUGACCAACGAUCAAGAAACCCAGUGUUACGACGUCCUCCUGAAACUGGCGACCACCGGAACUGGUCCGAGGGCGGUAUUGUCCUGUGGUGUCCUACACAAUGUUUUCUCGUCAUUACAAUGGCUGGAUCACAGCCCCGGCAAAGACGGAGCCUGCGAUGCCGUCCUUAUCCCUAGUCUGGCGCGGGUGCUAGAACAGGUCACCCCAAGCAGUACACUUGCCAAUGGAAGUUCGAGCCAUGCCGAGAUUACACAGAUCGCCCUUGAAAUACUAGCCUCUAUUGGGACUGAUUUCCAGGAGACGCUCGUGAAGGGUAACCGUGCGCCGUUAGAUCCUGCCAAGGCCAACGAGGAGUGGAAUGGUUUUGACGACGCUGGCGCCGACGCCAUGGAUGUUGACCAAGGCUCGGACGCCGGAGUCGAUGAGGACGAGGCAGAGGAAGAGGACGGCGAGGACGGCGAAGAAGAUGAGGACGACGACUCGAUCACGUCGGACAUGGAAGCCGACAUGGGCCGCGUUGCAGGAGAAGAGGGUUCAGGGGCAGGGGACAUCAACGACCUCCCAACACUCCGCGAGCUCAUCCAACGAGCCGUCCCGCAACUCAUCCGCCUGACCAACAUCCCCGUCAACAGCGAAGAGACGCUCGCCAUCCAGUCCCACUCCCUCUCCGCGCUCAACAACAUCGCCUGGACCAUCUCCUGCCUCGAGUUUGCCGACGGCGAAAACGCACACAUCCUCGGCGCGUGGGUCCCGACAGCCAAGAAGCUCUGGCGCAAGGCGAUAGCGCCCAUCCUCGACGCCGACAGCGCCGACCUGAAGCUGGCCACCCAAGUAACCGGCCUGGCCUGGGCCGUCGCGCGCACCCUCAACGGCGAGACGCCGUCGGACGGCAACCAACACCGCAAGUUCAUCUCGCUCUACCACGCCGCCUCCAAAAACCCAACCGAACAACCACAACAACAGCAACCCGGCCAGGACGACAGCAGCGAAGCACAAGACGACCCCUUCCAGGGCCUCGGCGUCAAGUGCAUCGGCGUGCUCGGGUCGCUAGCGCGCGACCCCGCCCCCGUCGAGGUCAACCGCGAGGUGGGCGUCUUUCUCAUGACGCUGCUGGGCAGCGACGCGGCGCCGCCGGCCGACAUCGUCGAAGCGCUGAACCAGCUGUUCGACAUGUACGGGGACGAGCAGGCGCCGUGCGACAGGGAGGUGUUCUGGAAGGACGGCUUCCUAACGCACCUCGAGGAGUUUGUGCCGCGGAUGAAGGUGCUGGUCAAGGGGGUGGACAAGAGGGCGCAGGCCGAGCUCAGGACGCGGGCGGACGAGGCGCUGCUCAACCUGGGGCGGUUCGUGCAGUACAAGAAGAAACAUGCGCCAAAAUGAUCCGGGGAAUGCCGCGUCAUUCAGGGGCUGGUUGGAUGGACAGGGCAGUUGGGGAGGUGCGAGGCUGAGUGAGGUAUGUCACAGAUCUCAGGAGACCGGUUACUCACCUCGGAGCCUCAAUCAGCAACGUUGAUGGCUGUAAUGAGAAUGAAAGUCAAUAAGUGUCAUGUCACGAGCGAAUCAGCAGCACGGACCGUUUGAUAUUGGUGACUGCACAUUUAAUCAAGUUGCGCUUAGAGC